This is a messenger RNA of Exserohilum turcica Et28A, 850 nucleotides long. RefSeq lists its product as uncharacterized. Bases 144 to 680 code for a protein of 178 amino acids. Gene Ontology annotation, cellular component: cytosol. NCBI's taxonomy places the organism in Eukaryota, Fungi, Ascomycota, Dothideomycetes, Pleosporales, Pleosporaceae. Gene Ontology annotation, biological process: Mo-molybdopterin cofactor biosynthetic process. The record is from RefSeq and is a predicted model, not a curated record. Gene Ontology annotation, molecular function: molybdopterin synthase activity. The transcript has 2 exons.
GCGCGCAACAAGGGCCCUCGCUGAAUGCACAGUCUUGGUUGGCCUCGGCAGGCACAUCAAUACCCACUAGGCCGACACGGAAGUUUCUUCUCGAGACAGCGGAUUCUAUUUUGAAACUUAAUAACCCGAUACCGUGGGCUGACAUGUCAACAACCGAGCCCCAGUCGUACACUCCGGACAUACCCGCGGAGCCGGUGACGAGAGCCACCGAGAACAUCCAUGUGGAACUCACUCCCCACGACUUGGACUCGCUCUCGGCCACGCGCUUUGUCCGGUCGCCGUCUGCAGGCGCAACUGUCCUCUUCAUAGGCACGACGCGCGACUCCUUCAAUGACCAGCCCGUGUCGUCCCUAGCAUACACAUCGUACGCGCCCCUCGCCCUCUCGACUCUCUUCAAGAUCGCGACCUCUAUACUUGCCAAGCACUCGUGCACAAAGAUUGCCAUCAUUCACAAGUUGGGUGAGUGCCCAAUUGGCGAAGAGAGUAUUGUCAUUGCUGUGUCAGCGCCGCACAGACAGGCGGCGUGGAGGGCAGGCGAAGAAGCGCUCGAAGAGACAAAGGAUAGGGCGGAAAUAUGGAAAUUAGAGAGAUUUGAAGGAGGCGAGGGGGUUUGGAGAGCGAACCGGGACGGGCAAAAGGGGGUGAAAGUUGAAGAGGGUGAUCGAGGAGCAGCUCCGUAGACAUGUCAGGCUGUGUAAUAUGUUCCGUGCACACAAUUACGAACGAGGCCCAGCAAUUGCAGUCAGUGGUGCAGCGUACUGCUUAGGUUGCCAGCACUUGUCUCAGUGUGCCAAUGUGGGAGCGAUGCGCAUCAACACCGUUCCCAUUGUCAUGCUGAUGACAUGGCCAU